GGCAGCAGCAGGAGGGGCGCUGGGAGCGAGAGCAGCUCGCGGGCGGCGUUCCCUGCCUACGGCUGCAGAGGCAGGCGAUGAAGCCGCCACCGGGCUGGAGCUCCGGCAGAGACCCGUAAGCCCAUCCUGGCCGAGAGAGAGGCGGGCAAGGAGGAUCGGUAACGGCCGCUGACUUGCACCGGAGCCGUGCUGUCUUGCAGCAGUCCAGCCUGGCUCGGGCAGCGCGUAUCCCAAAGCCGGAGAGGAGCCCGAUCCGUAGCUGCAGCUCAGGAGAGGGGGAUGCCGGAGAGACGCCGCUGGCGCCGGGGAAGCAGCCCGCCACUCGCCCGGGUGGGAUGGAGCGCAUGGUCCGCCUGAUGCAGCUGCUGCUCCUGGGCUGCUCCCUGGCUCUGCUCCCGCCGGCGGCGGAGCCCCUCUGCCCGGAGCCAUGCGACUGCCAGCAGCAGCAGCACCUCCUCUGCACCAACCGCGGGCUGCGGGCCGUGCCCAAGGCGCUGGAGCCUCAGGACAUCCUCACCUACAGCCUGGGCGGGAACUUCAUCGCCAACAUCUCCGCCUUCGACUUCCACCGCUUGGUGGCGCUGCAGCGCCUGGACUUGCAGUACAACCGCAUCCGCUGGCUCCACCCCAAGGCCUUCGAGCGCCUGGCGCGCCUGGAGGAGCUCUACCUGGGCAACAACCUGCUGGCGGCCCUGGCGCCCGGCACGCUCCGCCCCCUGGCCAAGCUGCGCAUCCUCUACGUUAACGCCAAUGAGAUUGCUUACCUCAGUGCCGCUUCUUUCGCGGGCUUGGGCAGUCUGGUCAAGCUGAGGCUGGAUGGCAACGCGUUGGGCUCGCUGGGCGAUGCAACCUUCGCUGGGCUGUCCAAUUUGCUCUACUUGCACCUGGAGGCCAACCGCAUCCGCUGGCUGAGCCGCAAUGCUUUUGCUGGCCUGGGCAAACUGCGGUUCCUGGACUUGUCAGGCAACCAGCAGAAUUUGUUGCGCCAUCCGGACACCUUCCAGCCUAUGCGCUUGCUCAACACCCUUCUUCUCUCGGGCAACAACAUACAGCAGUUGGCAAAAGGGCUCUUCCAACACUUGCCCAGUUUGGCCAAGCUGUCCUUGAGCGGGAACCGCCUGGCUUGGUUGGCACCAGAGGCCUUCGCAGGGCUGGGAGCCCUCAAGGAGCUGCACUUGGAAGGCAACCUGCUGAGCCAGCUCGCUUCCACUUUGCUGCAGCCGUUGGGUAACCUGGAGGUGCUGGAUCUGAGCCACAACUUGCUUGUUAGCCUUCACCCUGACACCUUUGCCCACCUGCACAAAUUGAGGGAGCUUAGCUUGCAAGAAAAUGCUCUGUCUACUCUGUCCGGGGACCUCUUUGCCUCCAGUCCAGCUCUCUACCAACUGGAACUUGAUGGGAAUUCCUGGAGCUGUGAUUGCCGCCUGCAAGGCUUGAAGCGCUGGCUGGGCUCCUGGCAUUCCCGGGGACGGCUCCUGACCGUCUUCGUGCAGUGCCGCAAACCGCUUGCGCUGGCUGGGAAAUAUCUUGAUUAUCUGGAGGAUUCCCAGCUCCUACCUCCCCCCAAUGGCUCUUGUUCCGAAGCGACUGCCUCUCCUUCCCCAUCCCCUCAAGGCAACAUCAGCUACAGCCCAGGCCGGGUACAGGAGAGGCUAAGCUCUUUGCCUUCUGCCUCAACCAUGCAAUUGGUAGGAUCCCAGAAGAUGUUAGUCCCCGUGCCAGAAAGAGGCAGUUGGGUGACUGACGCUAGCCCUACCACCUCAACAGCUCAUUUGCUGCUCAGCACCAGGCCACCUCCUCUGCCUGGUGGCGCUUGGCCCAGACGGGCAGGGAAACACCACUUGGUCUCUUCAGUGUCUGCUGUCCCUCCACUGGUCACUGACCCAUGUGAUUUUAAUAAGUUGUUUCUGUACAACCUGUCGGUGGAUUCGGUAAGCACCAGUGUAGUGACUGUGCGCUGGGGGGUCCGCCCACAUCGUAGCCCUCGUUUGCUGGGGCCUGUGCGCUUCAGAAUCCUUUUUGAUCGCUUUGGGGCUGCUGUCAAGUUCCAGCGCUUUGUUUAUCUCCCUAAAUGGAGUGAGCCGACGGCCACGCUCCAGGAGCUGCGCCCUGAUACCCCUUACCUGGUCUGUGUGGAGGGAGUAAUUGGGGGCCGUGUCUGCCCGGUAGCACCACGAGACCAUUGUGCGGGGCUGGUCACCUUGCCUGAAGAGGAUGCAGCAGCAGCUGCUGCUGUGGCAGGUGGGGCUAGAGGCCCAGACCAGCAGCUUCUCACCCUGGUGCUGCUGGCAGUGAAUGCACUGCUGCUCUUCCUGGCACUGGCAGCCUGGGCCUCCCGCCUGGUGCGGAAGAAGGUGCUAGGGUGCCGUCGGAGGAAGGCAGCAUCACCGGUACAUGUUAGGCAGAUGUACUCAACCCGUCGGCCCUUACGCUCCAUGGGCACUGGUGUGUCUGCAGAUUUCUCUGGCUUCCAGUCUCAUCGUCCUCCCCGUAGCACUGUAUGUGCCUUAAGUGAGGCUGACCUCAUUGAAUUCCCCUGUGAGCGCUUCUUGGACAGUGCUGGCAGCGGUGGUAACAGCAGUGCCCGCCGUGGAGAGGAUCACCUUUUGCAACGGUUUGCGGACUAAGAUGGGCAGCAUUAAUAAAACUAUAAUUUGCAGGGUUCUGUUAGGCUGGAAUCAGCUGGAUGUUAAAAUUGUGGUUUAGGGAGGUCUUCUGGGAACUGUAGCCCAUACUUGGCUAAGGGGCCACCAUUGAACAAAAAUGGUGGUUCAUCUGACAAAUGGUAGAUGGCUCUAGAACAGAAUAUGCUCAGAAACAGCAACUAAGGAAGUUUGCUAUUACUUAAGUGAUUGCUGCUUAGGGACCAAAUGAAACUACCAUGGGAUUCCACCACUAUUCUUUCCUGAAGUUGGAUGGGCACUGAUUCCUGUUCAUUGGCAAAUAACAAUAUUUAAAAAUUUAAAAUAUCAUGUGGGUUCAUUUUCUAAAUUGUCCCAUCAUUAUUUUUCACACUCACUGCCCCUAGAUUUAACUUUGUUGUUAAUCAUAGUUAUUCUUGAGCAGAAAAUGAAUUAAGAAGCUGAAAUGGAAAAAAAAGUGAUGCAGUAUGUUUCCAGCUGGUUUCCGUGCCUUUGUGUUACCUUUACCUGUGGCCUUACACCAUUUUAAGUGCUAUUCCCAUCAAUGAAUGCAAGGUCAGAAAUAGGGCUCCUCCUUCACAGGACAGUAAUCUGGUUAGAUUUUAAUUCUUUCGUAGUAAAACGUCGUAGUGGAACUGUUUUCUGUACUGGCAUUCCAUUCUGGCGGAAACAGCAGUGUGCGCCUCCUGAUCAUGCACAAGCCCAUACAUACUACUGUUGCCACUAGUAAGACUAUACUGGCAUUGUUAUGCAUACAUUGAAUACAUUUGGAACAGUGCACAAGCCAAGGGUGUGAAAGAGCACAUGUUUUGCCUGCAGAAGGUCUCAAGUGGAGACCCAUGGCAGCUCCGGUUAAAGGAUCUCAGUGUUGGGAAAGCCCUUUCUGUGCUUGCCCUUGAAGAGCAGCUGCCAGUCAGAAUACACAGUCAUGAACUAGGUAGACCAGGGGUUGAUGCAGUAUAAGGCAACUUUGCAUGGUCACUGUAGUGUUACUACUUCUGUAGCUUCACUGCAGCAGCAAUGUAUUUUUUAGUAGUGCUCACAAGAGGGACAGUCAUGUUUAAAGUGGCCCUAAGAGGCUGUAGAAUUGAUUCCCUAGUGCAUGAUUCAGAGGUAGUUUAUUGUAUCUGAAAUCAGUGAAAUUGCAGAUACUGCUUUUCAUAGAUACUGCAUUUGAAGUUGUUAAGAAAAUCCAGGUGUGCCUAACUUUUGUCAGAUAAUGUGAACCCAACUUACUACUAUAAAACAGUAGUAGGAUUAUUCUUGAAUUUAUAAUAUUAAACACUGAUGCUCAAAAUUCAAAAACUAUUUUGGUUCCUAGGCUUUGAGUAAAGAAUUUUUUUCAAGGGUUUCCUUGAAAAUGAACAUUAGCUUGUACACGGUUUUUAAAAAGAUAGAAUGGUGCAUUUUAUACUGACCAGGUUUUGUGUUUUUUUUUUAACUCCAAUGAAUGUGAGAUGUCUUUAUGUGUGUUUUUAUAAAUAUGCAAAAGGAAAAUGCAAACAAUUUUUAUUUUGUAAGGCUAAAUUGCUGACACCACUAGGAAAAACUAACCAAAGUUUGUUACAAUUUGUUUAGAAUGAAUUGUUUUUACAAUGGUUUUGAAUAAAUACUUUUUGGUACUCGUACAACUUAACAUUUUUAAAAGCUCUCAGGGUAUGUAUUUGGAGAGUUAAUCAAAGGAGUGUGUUUGGUAGAUAACCUGGACAUAUUGUUUCUGAAAGUAGCAAUCAGAGCAUAGUUCAAACAUCUGGAACAUUUUUAGACAUCCCCAAUUAGGCAAUACCUCUUAAAAUGUACUUCAUUUGACCUGGAAGUUAAUUUUUAAUAUAAAGAAAUUCAGCCAAUUUAUUGGGUAAUGAAUACAUUGUUCUAAAGUAUAUUGACUCAUAUUAGAAGCUAUGUAGGUGCUCACAUUUAAUUUGACUCACAUCAGAAGCUUUAUAUGUGCUUUCAUGUGAUAUUACUUAAGUUAAUCUAUGUUUGACAUCACUUUUUAUUUUUCAGCUUGUUGAGCUAUGAUGUCAUCAAACAUUUUCUUAUUGGGUCACACACCACGGAAAAUGGGAACUGUUCCUUCUGGGGUCUGUUGCUUUCGGUGAUUCUUGUGCCAGGAAACUUCCCAGUGGAUUGUGUCUCUGGAGAUCAUGUCUCCAAGGGAAUGAAAUUGGUGUAUCUUUUGGUUUGCAAGAAUGACAUUUUAAUUCAUACCUUUUUCAAUAGUGCUAUUUUAGGGCACAAACAUUUUAAUUUCGGAGCAGUCAGAAAUGUUUUGAUUAGAUUUCUAUACACACUCCAUGAUUCUUGAACCUAUGAUGCUUGGAUUCAUGUCAAACUUCAUAUUCUUGAUGUGUUCCAUACCAGCCCUGAUUCUGGUCUGUUUCCUGGUACACAAUGAGAGCCUAGUAAACAGGAAAAAGAAUUACAUGCUGAUGAAUACCACAGUUGCAUAUGCUCAGAUCCACCCAUCUUGUGUUUGUGUGUGGAUUCUUCCCUGCAGAUAUCUUUGCCCAUUUUCACAUCUGACA
This is a messenger RNA of Eublepharis macularius, 5170 nucleotides long. It is a transcript of the gene TRIL, whose product is annotated as TLR4 interactor with leucine rich repeats. Bases 336 to 2627 code for a protein of 763 amino acids. Gene Ontology annotation, molecular function: protein binding. The record is from RefSeq and is a predicted model, not a curated record. The transcript has a single exon. NCBI's taxonomy places the organism in Eukaryota, Metazoa, Chordata, Lepidosauria, Squamata, Eublepharidae.